Messenger RNA from Syngnathoides biaculeatus (alligator pipefish), 6300 nucleotides. RefSeq names its product argonaute RISC component 4 (gene ago4). The coding region runs from base 172 to 2799 and encodes 875 amino acids. The record is from RefSeq and is a predicted model, not a curated record. Gene Ontology annotation, molecular function: protein binding; RNA binding. NCBI's taxonomy places the organism in Eukaryota, Metazoa, Chordata, Actinopteri, Syngnathiformes, Syngnathidae. The transcript has 19 exons.
AGCGGCUGUAUCAGUAGCUCGGGUCAGCCAACCCAGUCAACAUCACCCAUCGCUGUCUUUUAUUCCAUUUUUCUUAAAUUAGCCACUUUAAGCUUCGCGAUACCGCCCCCAAUUUCAGCGUCGGUACGGAGCCGCCAGGCCGGGACAGAGUCGGAGAGAGAGGCCUCGGCAAUGGAAGCGCUCGGACCCGGUCCGCCUGCUGCCCCUCCCUCUCUGUUCCAGCCUCCGCGGCGUCCCGGCCUCGGUACGGUAGGGAAACCUAUCCGUCUCCUGGCCAACCACUUCCAAGUGCAGAUUCCCAAGAUUGAUGUCUAUCACUAUGAUAUUGACAUCAAGCCUGAGAAACGGCCGCGGAGGGUCAACAGAGAGGUAGUGGACACAAUGGUGCGCCAUUUCAAGAUGCAGAUCUUUGGAGACCGACAGCCUGGUUAUGACGGGAAGAGGAAUAUGUACACAGCACAUCCACUGCCAAUAGGGAGAGACAGGGUGGAUCUGGAGGUGACCCUACCUGGGGAAGGGAAAGAUCAAACUUUCAAAGUGUCCUUGCAGUGGGUGUCUGUGGUCAGUCUUCAGAUGCUUCUUGAAGCCUUGUCUGGUCACCUGAACGAAGUCCCGGAGGACUCUGUUCAGGCUCUGGAUGUCAUCACGCGGCAUCUCCCUUCCAUGAGAUACACUCCAGUGGGACGGUCAUUCUUUUCUCCUCCUGAGGGCUACUACCAUCCUCUGGGUGGAGGCAGAGAAGUUUGGUUUGGUUUCCAUCAGUCUGUCCGCCCUGCCAUGUGGAACAUGAUGCUCAAUAUUGAUGUUUCGGCCACUGCUUUCUACCGUGCUCAGCCAGUGAUUGAAUUCAUGUGCGAAGUUUUAGAUAUACAGAACAUCAAUGAACAGACCAAACCCCUGACUGACUCGCAGCGUGUUAAAUUUACUAAGGAAAUAAGAGGCUUAAAAGUGGAGGUCACACACUGUGGUCAGAUGAAGAGGAAGUAUCGUGUGUGCAAUGUUACGCGCCGACCUGCCAGUCACCAAACGUUCCCUUUACAGCUUGAGAAUGGCCAGGCAAUGGAGUGCACAGUUGCUCAGUAUUUCAAGCAGAAGUACAAUCUGCAGCUCAAGUAUCCACAUUUACCCUGUCUGCAAGUAGGACAGGAACAGAAGCACACUUAUCUGCCAUUGGAGGUCUGUAACAUAGUAGCUGGUCAACGCUGUAUAAAAAAACUGACAGACAACCAGACAUCCACAAUGAUCAAAGCUACCGCUCGCUCUGCCCCUGACAGACAAGAAGAGAUCAGCAGACUGGUCAAAAGCAACAGCAUGGUUGGGGGUCCUGACCCAUAUCUGAAGGAAUUUGGCAUUGUGGUGCACAAUGAUAUGACUGAGGUGACAGGACGAGUGCUCCCAGCGCCCAUGCUACAGUAUGGGGGCCGGGUGAGUACUGACACAGGGAGGGACUGUGGCAGGAAUAAAACAGUGGCCACGCCCAAUCAGGGCGUGUGGGAUAUGAGGGGCAAGCAGUUCUAUGCUGGCAUCGAGAUCAAGGUCUGGGCUGUGGCCUGCUUCGCACCACAGAAACAAUGCAGAGAGGAUUUGCUCAAGAGCUUCACUGACCAAUUGCGUAAGAUCUCAAAGGAUGCUGGGAUGCCCAUUCAGGGCCAGCCAUGUUUCUGUAAAUAUGCACAAGGAGCUGACAGUGUGGAGCCCAUGUUCAAGCACCUCAAGAUGUCUUAUGUGGGUCUACAGCUCAUUGUUGUCAUCCUGCCUGGCAAAACGCCAGUCUAUGCUGAGGUGAAGCGGGUGGGAGACACCCUCCUCGGCAUGGCCACCCAGUGUGUUCAGGUGAAGAAUGUAGUAAAGACCUCCCCACAAACUCUCUCCAACCUCUGCCUCAAGAUCAAUGCCAAGCUGGGAGGCAUCAACAACGUACUUGUGCCGCACCAGAGGCCGUCCGUGUUCCAGCAGCCUGUCAUCUUCCUGGGUGCAGAUGUCACUCAUCCUCCAGCAGGUGAUGGGAAGAAGCCAUCUAUAGCGGCAGUGGUGGGGAGCAUGGAUGGCCACCCAAGCCGUUAUUGCGCCACAGUGCGAGUCCAGACGUCCCGGCAAGACAUGUCACAGGAGCAGCUCUUCAGUCAGGAGGUCAUUCAAGAUCUUACCAACAUGGUGCGGGAGCUACUGAUCCAGUUUUACAAGUCCACACGCUUCAAGCCCACCCGCAUCAUCUAUUAUCGUGGUGGUGUGUCUGAAGGCCAGAUGAAACAGGUAGCGUGGCCUGAGUUGAUUGCCAUCAGGAAAGCGUGCAUCAGUCUGGAGGAGGAUUACCGGCCUGGCAUUACCUAUAUUGUGGUCCAGAAACGCCAUCACACUCGUCUUUUCUGCUCUGACAAAGCUGAGAGGGUUGGGAAAAGUGGUAAUGUACCAGCUGGUACCACUGUGGACAGCACCAUUACACAUCCGUCCGAGUUUGAUUUCUAUCUUUGCAGCCACGCUGGAAUUCAGGGUACCAGUCGUCCAUCUCACUACCACGUCCUGUGGGAUGAUAACUGUUUCACGGCCGAUGAACUGCAGCUCCUCACCUACCAGCUGUGCCACACCUAUGUCCGUUGCACACGCUCAGUCUCCAUCCCGGCACCUGCCUACUAUGCCAGGCUGGUGGCUUUCCGUGCCCGAUACCAUCUGGUGGACAAAGACCAUGACAGUGCUGAGGGGAGCCAUGUGUCAGGCCAGAGUAAUGGCCGUGACCCACAGGCUUUGGCCAAGGCGGUUCAGAUCCACUAUGACACCCAACACACCAUGUACUUCGCCUAAACUAGGGAGCCUAUCUGCCCGUCCACGGUUGGACAUCCAUCCUGUCUGUAUUUUUAUUCAUCAUUAUGAGCUAGUCUUUUUUUUUUUUUGUCAUCUUGUUUUUCCUCAUCAUGGUCUCUUCAUUUUCCUAAAUGUGCACCAAAGUGACACUUUGAUGGGAUUGUGUCCAGUUGCUUUUAUUGAAACAAGCUAAAUCCAGUGUUCCCAGUAGAGUCGCCCUUCUUACCAGCAAUUAAGCACUGCAAAUCCCAGGCGUUUCCAAUGCACAGAAGAAAAUGACAGAAAAAUAACAAAAAACCCCCACACACAUACUACUACUAAUUGAGCCAUUUUUUUGUCUUGUUUUUUCCUAUCUGAAUGUCUGCACUCGUAUUUUUGAGAUAUACUGAGCAAUGGAGUGUUUUGGCACCACUUGUCGAUGAAGCUCUUGCUCUCCCAGCUAAGCAGGACUCAUCUACUUUUACCUCAAAGCCCACCAGGGCAAAAUCUGUCACAAGGUUUUGGGUUUUAUUGGGUGGUCGGGAGGGAGCUCUACAUGAAGAGAUGGGGUCGGGGUGGGUGGUUGACGUUUAAAAAUGGGGGGAAGAAAAAAAAAAAAUAUAUAUAUAUAUAUUAUAUUUUUUCCUUUUUAUGCGUGUUUAAAAUUUUUUUUUUUCUCCUUCAGUCUUUUACAAACGAGGUGAUGUGGGUGUCCAUACCCAUGACUACUUUUCUCCAAUCUUUUCGAAAGAGUAGCCAGUCUGCGCGCGUUUGUGUGCGUCUUUGUAUAUAUGUGUAAUUUUGUUUGAAUGUGUGUUUUUGUGUGCACAUGCUUUCAUGGCAGGCCACUGAAUUGUAAAGGGAAAUUGAGGAGAUAACUGCUGUAAAUGCCUCAGAUUUGUUUUUAUAUCCACACAUACAGUACAUAUAAACAUAUAUUUACAUCGCUAGAGCAGCUUUGAGAGAAACGACUUGCCUCAUGGAGGCUUUGUGGGUUUCUAGCAGUCCAGGGUCACUUAUCGAUUAAAAUCCAUGUACACUCUGACUGGUGGGAUUUAUACACGUUGUGCUCGUUUAAGGCUUGGCGUGGCAAACAUCAAUUUGCAGUCGUAGGUGACAUGUUGCCUGAGAGACCAGUGCUUAUCUGAAGCCUGGUCUGUGACAGUCUUUGCAGUGGGGACCUGUCAUUUUGGUUAAAGGCAUUAAAUGCAGCACAGCAGUCUUAUCAGCACUGCUUUCUGUGUGAGUGACAAAUAGGAGUUUUCUUUGGACCUGAUCAGAAAGAUUUUAUGAUGAUACUGCUGGAUGUUAUUGUUUUUGUUUUAGAUCUUUAGUAGUGAUUUGUAGGUCCAGAAACCAGAAUAUUUUUUUUUUCCUCUAUCGGUCUCAUUUGCAAAUGAUGGCCAAUUCAUUGCACUGACCCGGGACACUAGGCAAGCAACAGAGGGCACUCUCAAUCUCUAUUACCUUUAUGCAUUUAUACAUACGAAUCAACAAAGCAGAUUUUGUAAAACUUUAAUAUAAGGAUGUUUUUUGGUUAUCUUAAAACCGUUGUUUAGAAUUUACCAUUGAUGUUGUUAUAGUGGUGGUCAAUGUUGUACUUGUUGUAAUUGAAAUUUUUAAAGUUUGUUGGGGUGAAUCUUCAUAGUUGUUCAGGGGUCAUAGGUCAAGGCUGUUGAGCAUCAUGUUGGAAUUUUGUGUAGCAUCUCUGCUAACGGCGAGAAGACGUGGGAACCUUGGAUGGAAAAACUCAUGCUUCCAUUGUGGGUCUGAGGACAAUUUGAAGCUCAGUGGCAAAUUUGGGGCUUCCGUGUAACACUCCAGAUUGAGCAAAGAGAUAUGCCUCUUCGUGUCACUCUCGUCAGUUUUGACCAGAUAGAUGGAGACAAUCAGGGAUCGUAAUUCUAGUCAAGCUAUAUUGGGGGAUUUGUUUUCAAACGGUUAGUGAUGGGCAAUGAGAUUUUUUUUUUUCGUUUGUUUUUAAAAAAAAUAAUGGUUUCAGUUACUCUGUAUAUUUGAUGUAUGCCCUCUUUUACUCUUAAAUCUUUGCUAUACAAGUGUGAGCUUGUUAUUCUCAUGAAUUUUUAACACUGGAUUGAAUGAAUUUGACUUUAGCAUGAGCACUGCCCCCCUAUUAACAGUCAUUAAACCAUUACCUGCCUUCUGUAGUUUGACACGCAGUGCCUCGGGGUGUUGCUUUUGGAUAGCGGGCAGUUGUGAGAAAGGAGUCGCCGCGCACGCCUCAUCAGGGGGGUACAGCUCACGAUAAAAACCCUUUUGUAAUAAACCACCCGUAAAGCAGCAGGUUUAUUAUGAAUGAGUUUGAGCACUUACCUGUUGAAGACGUGUGCGUUGGCUUAGAGCGGAGUAGAAAGUGUUGGGUGAGGGUUGUCCAGAUAUUGCAAUGGAAAAUCUGUGUAAAAGGAGGCACUACAAGGCAAAUCAGAGGGUGUGGUUUAAUGUUCAUCUGGUCUUACAAUUUUUUUAAUUUUUUUUUUUUAAUGACGCUUAAGUCUGAAUUAUCGUGCUGUUUGUAACAUGACCGCAUAAAGCAAUAUAUAAAAUGUGGGAAAACAAAGCAGUAAUUCUUGUGGUUUUUGGUUGGCUGUUGUUCCUGUAUUCCCCCCCCCCGUCCCCCAUGUGUUUCAUUUGCUUGUAUUCAAUCAGUGGGGAUGUGCAUUUGGUGGUAGUUAUGUAAGCUUUAGACUAUUUUCUUUUGACUAGAUUUUGCUCGCCUGCAUGCCAGAUUGUUCUAGUUUAAAAAAACAACAACUUUUGAAUCAUAUUUAUAAUGAUAAAAGCUUUUUUUUGUGUAAACGUUUAUCAUUAACUUUUUAGGUUACCAGUAUCUGUUCAAGCUUUUUUUUUUUUUUUUAAUUAAAGAUUCCCACACAAUGUAAAUUUUGUCUAUUGUAAUGGAAAGAAGUAUGUGGCGCUUCUGCUCUUCGGGUCACGUUCAAAUUCAAACGAGGUAGUUUCUUCAAACAUUGGCCCGUUUAAGAGCAAACACCACUCUUCUUUGCCUAGUUACAGUAGUGAGCCUCCAUAUUGUCUCCUUCUUCCUGGUUUAUACCUGUGGCCAAGCCUCUUUUUAGGGUGUCUUUCCUUUUGCUAUGACAACACCCCCCUCAUAAAAGUACUCAAAAGGGUAUCUCUUUUUACCUAUAAGAUUUGUCCAAAAGGGGAGAGCAUUAAAAACUGUUAAAUUCCCAUUAUCACUUUGUUAUAUCACUUAAUGGAGUUCUUUCUGUAUUUUGUAUUUUUUUGGAAGGAGGGGGUCGUUUUAGCUCUGCUCUACAGGUUUUUUUUUUUUUUUUUUUUUGUCAGCAAAGGAUUGGAACGCUUCAAGGAGCUGUCAAACACUUUCUGACCAGUAGGUGGGGCAUGUUGUAGAACCUCCUCUGUAUUGGGCCAUGCACAAGGUAUUGCUAUUAAGAAAUGUUCAAAUACAUUUUUUUUUUUUUAGCCUGCAGGGAACUUUUGUGUUAAUGUGCAAAGUAAUAAAUUGGUAUUUUAUGCCUG